Molecule: messenger RNA, 363 nt
Organism: Linum trigynum
Lineage: Eukaryota; Viridiplantae; Streptophyta; Magnoliopsida; Malpighiales; Linaceae
Source: the annotation of a GenBank genome assembly
AUGGUUGAGAAGACGAGGAUCAGGAAAGAGGAGGUGGUGACCAGGGAGUUCACCAUCAACCUCCACAAGAGGUUGCAUGGCUGCACCUUCAAGAAGAAGGCUCCCAAGGCCAUUAAGGAGAUCAGGAAGUUUGCCGAGAAAGCCAUGGGAACAAAGGAUGUGAGGGUGGACGUGAAGCUGAACAAGCAAAUCUGGAGCAAGGGAAUAAGGAGUGUUCCAAGAAGAAUCAGAGUUCGCAUUGCACGGAAGAGGAAUGAUGAUGAAGAUGCAAAGGAGGAGCUCUUUUCCCUUGUCACUGUUGCAGAGAUCCCUGCCGAAGGACUCAAGGGGCUGGGCACAAAGGUCAUAGAGGAGGAUGAGUAA